This is a messenger RNA of Etheostoma cragini (Arkansas darter), 1358 nucleotides long. RefSeq names its product 4-hydroxy-2-oxoglutarate aldolase 1 (gene hoga1). Bases 318 to 1307 code for a protein of 329 amino acids. The record is from RefSeq and is a predicted model, not a curated record. Lineage: Eukaryota; Metazoa; Chordata; Actinopteri; Perciformes; Percidae. Gene Ontology annotation, biological process: N-acetylneuraminate catabolic process. The transcript is spliced from 8 exons. Gene Ontology annotation, molecular function: 4-hydroxy-tetrahydrodipicolinate synthase activity; N-acetylneuraminate lyase activity.
ACCUGUCUUAUGUUUCUAACCGCCUGACAAACAUCUCACGUGGCAGGUAACCGUGUGAAAUCAACAGAAAAGACUGAAUUUCACCUGCCACGGAGAGCAAAAAGUGGCCGUUUAAAACCGCCCUUAAGUCUGCGCGAGCGGAGUCGUUUUAAGAGUUUAGACCCUUUCAAAGGAAAGUUGUUCAGAAAUGACAAAUUCUGGUCAAUAUUUACUAAAGCGGGUUAGUCAUUAACUGUGCUCGGCUGCAGCAGCAGCUGCACGGAGUCCCAGCUCGCACACAGUCAGCGAGCCGCUCGGUCACUACUGCCCGCUUUACAAUGCUUUGCAUGCGGCUGUGGAGAAGCCUGAGUCCCGUGUGCAGAGAUGUUCACCUGUCGACAUGGAAACGGACCCAGAGCCACACGGCAGCAGCUGCCAGGCUGGACCUCAGCGGUAUUUAUCCGCCCAUUGCCACUCCGUUUACCGCCAGGGAGGACGUGGACUACCAGAAACUGGAGGGAAACCUGCAGAAAUAUGCCAAGAUACCAUUUAAAGGUCUGGUGGUCCAGGGCUCCAAUGGAGAGUACCCGUACCUGACGGAGGAGGAGCGGGUGGAGGUGGUGAAGACCGUCAGGAGAUCAUUGCAGACCGACAAACUGCUGAUGGCCGGAUCAGGCUGUGAAUCCACGAGAGCCACGGUGCAGCUCACGGAGAAGAUGGCGGCGGCCGGAGCCGACGUCGUCCUCGUGGUAACGCCCUGCUUCUAUAAGGGCAAGAUGGACAGCCGCGCUCUGAUCCAGCACUUCACAAAGGUGGCGGACCGCAGCCCGGUGCCGGUAGUUCUGUACAGCGUGCCGGCCAACACAGGGCUGGAGCUGCCGCUGGACGCUGUGGUGCAGCUGUCCCAGCACCCAAACAUCCUGGGCAUCAAGGACAGCGGAGGAGAUAUCUCACGGAUUGGCCUGAUUGUACACAAAACCAAAACGCAGGAUUUUCAGGUGUUGGCGGGCUCAGCAGGGUUCCUCAUGGCCGCCUAUUGUGUUGGUGCGGUUGGCGGAGUGUGUGCGCUGGCUAACGUUCUGGGCCGGGAGCUGUGUGAGUUGGAGCGUCUGUGUGUGUCCGGUCGCUGGGACGAAGCCAGAGUCCUGCAGCAGCGCCUCAUCGAGCCCAACGCCGCCGUGACCAGGAAGUUGGGAGUCCCAGCCCUCAAGCAGGCGAUGGAGUGGUUUGGUUUCCACGGCGGCGCCUGUCGAUCACCUCUUCAGCCAAUCACAGAGGCCGAGGCUCAGCAGCUGAGGCGGGACUUCUCCUCCAAUGGCUGGCUGUGAGGUGACACGGGUGACGGGCUGUGUGUGUGUGUGUGUGUGUGUGUGUGUGUG